Messenger RNA from Ipomoea nil (Japanese morning glory), 1017 nucleotides. Its product is annotated as cyclin-dependent kinase inhibitor 3-like. Bases 197 to 946 code for a protein of 249 amino acids. The record is from RefSeq and is a predicted model, not a curated record. Gene Ontology annotation, molecular function: cyclin-dependent protein serine/threonine kinase inhibitor activity. NCBI's taxonomy places the organism in Eukaryota, Viridiplantae, Streptophyta, Magnoliopsida, Solanales, Convolvulaceae. Gene Ontology annotation, biological process: negative regulation of cyclin-dependent protein serine/threonine kinase activity. The transcript has 3 exons. Gene Ontology annotation, cellular component: nucleus.
GAAAUUUUUCGUUUUUUUUUUACCGCUCCUCCACCAUUAAUGCCCCCUUCCACUUCUUCUCUCUUCUCCCUCCUCUCCGGUCAAAUCCCAUUCCCCCGCAACUCAAACUUCCGCAGCCUCUGAGAAGCUGAAGUCUCUGCCGUGUCGGAGAGUAAAGGAUCACAAAAACACCGUUUCAGAAUUCACAGCAAGAGCGAUGGGGAAGUACGUUAGAGACGCAAAAAUGGCCGGCGAUGUGGCGGUUAUGGAGGUUUCACAGUCCACGGUCGGCGUUCGCACCCGUGCCAAAACCCUAGCCCUCCAGCGCCUUCAAUCCUCUGCUCCGCCGCCUAGUCCGGACUCGUGUUACCUCCAGCUUCGCUCCCGCCGCCUCGAGAAGCCCCCGGCUGUCCUCCCCAAUAAUUCCAAAAAGCUGCCUAAGCGUAACCUAAAAUCAGGCUCGAAACAGAGUUUCCUACAAGACGAAGAAUCAAGGACUUGCCGGAACUCGGAUGCUCAGUCCAGCUCGGGGCUCCGAGGCGGUUCUAUGAACUCGGGUUCAGUUAACCAUUCCAUGACAGGCGAGCUCUAUUUUCAGGAAUCGAACGGAGGGAUUGAGAUAAACGAUGGCAAUGAUUUCGGCAUCUUAGAGGCUUCAUUUGGGGAGACCAUUCUCGACUGUGAACCAAGAGAUAGGUUCACCAGAGAAACUACUCCUUGUAGCUUAAUAAGGGAGGCAGACGACGUCAAGACCCCUAGCUCCACAACAAGGAGGACAAAUGCGCGCUCUGCAACUCAUAGGAUGCGAAGUUCAGUAAGAAAUAUUCCUUCAACAGGGGAAAUGGAUGAAUUUUUUGGCUGUGCAGAGCAGCAACAGCAGGCACUUUUCAUUGAGAAGUAUAACUUUGACAUUGUGAACGAUUUGCCUCUGCCAGGACGUUAUGAAUGGGCGACAAUUAGCCAAUAAGGAAACAAAUUGAAUCGUUCUUGGGGUCUUUCCAUUACCUACAUUCAGUGUAAAAGUAGACUUAGAGAUCU